This is a messenger RNA of Maudiozyma saulgeensis, 2283 nucleotides long. The record is from the annotation of a GenBank genome assembly. NCBI's taxonomy places the organism in Eukaryota, Fungi, Ascomycota, Saccharomycetes, Saccharomycetales, Saccharomycetaceae.
AUGAGCAGUAAUUCAAAAUUGGUAGCGAGUCAGAUCCCUAAUCCAUUUCAAUCAACGGGGAACGUUUCAAUAGGUUCUAUUCCAUCAGCUACGGCAUUUAGACAUGAAUCACAAAUACCUAUGCCUUCUUUUUCUCAGCCUACAGUGAGUUCUUCUACAAUGCAAGAUGCAAAUAUAUCAAAUUUACCUUUAAGAAGAAGAAAUAGUGUAAACUCUACACCGGGACUCUCUAAUAUGAUUAAUAAUAGUAUAAAUAAACAAACUAAUUUGGCACAAAAUACUAAUUUAAGGAAAAGAUCCAGAACUACAAUGAUGAUUAAUGAACAAGAUACUAAAAGACAAGAAAAUACAAGAAGAAGAAGUCUUCCGAGUAGAUCUAAUAAUGAAAUUUUUACUAAUCCUGAUAGAAAACCAUCUCGUUAUUCAAAUCUUGGAUUAGCCCCAACAACAGAUUUUUUAAGAAAUGAAUCUCAAUAUUUUAAUACAAAUAAUAAUAAUAAUAAUAGUACUUUAUCUAGUAGAGAUACAAGACCCUUAAGAGAUAGAAAUUUUCAACAAGCAAUUCAAGAAGAAAUUAUUAAUUAUUUAAUUCAAAAUAAAUUUGAUAUUGAGACAAAUCAUCCUGUAUCUAUUAAAUCAUUGAAGCAGCCUACUCAAAAAGGAUUUCUAAUAAUAUUUAAAUGGCUUUACCAAAGAGUUGAUCCCGGACAUAAAUUUAAUAAAUCAAUUGAGUCAGAUGUAUAUCAAAUUUUGAAAAAUUUACAAUACCCAUAUUUAGAAUCGAUCAAUAAAUCACAAAUUAGUGCAGUUGGUGGCUCCUCCUGGCACAAAUUUCUUGGAAUGUUACAUUGGUUAGUAAGAGUAAAUAUGAAACUUGACCAAGUGACAGGAAAAAUGGAUGAUGUGAUUGAUAAUCAGCCCACUCAAGAGAUGGUUUCAAUUAAUAAGCCUGUCAAGACUUUAGAUGAGCAAAAUCAUAUCCAAGAAAAAUAUGAAUUAAUGGUAGAAAAUUUAUUUAUUAAUUAUAUCACCGAAUCUUAUAAGAAUUUUUUGAAUGUUGAUGAUAAUUAUGAAGUACCAAUGGAAAAACUGUCUCUUGGAUUUGAAAAAUUUACUCAUAUAAUUGAAAGUGACGUUUACAAUUUAAAUUCACAAAAUGAAAAAUAUUUUAGAAAAUAUCAAUACGUUCAAAAAAUUAGUGAAAGAUUUACUACAUCAAUGGAAAAAUUUAAUGCAUUAAAGAACGAUUUAGAAAAAUUUAAAAAAUAUAUUGAUUCAAUGGAAAUAAAAUCUCAAGAGUGGCCUAAAAAAUUAAAAAAAAUGAAUGAAGAAUUAAUGAAAAAAAAUGAUGAUGUUUCAAAUAUUGAGACAAAUAUUCGUGAAAUUUUAAAAACCUUAGAUUCGAAGGGUCUAUCUGUAGAGACAAUUGAUGAUAGAAACAAAGAAAAGACUCAGUUACUUGAAAAAUAUGAUACAAUAACAGAUAAUUGUGAUAAAUUGACCGGUAUAAUAAAGGCUAAGAAAUAUGAAAAUAAUGGAUUAGUAAGGAAUUUAGUAAGUGUACAGAAACAAUAUGAGUUAUCCUUAGAAAGAUUCUUUCAUGAGAGAGCAGAAACUUUUGGUUUAAAAGAAAAUGAUGAAACUACAAAGAAUAAGUUCCAAGUAAAAAUAAAUGAAUCAAAAUUGACAAAUGUCGAUGAAUCGAUACAAGUCAAAUAUAGUGAUAUAUUUGAUGGUCAGUAUGACCCAUCGUCGACCUCGUUAUUAGAGAGCCAAAAGGAAGAAUUUCAAAAACUUUUACAAGAGAUAAAUUUAAAGAGUGAAAAGCUGAAUAUCAAUAAUAAUAUAAUUAAAGAUCAGAUUUUAGAACUUCAAGACGAAAUAAAACUAAAAAAUGUCGAAUAUCAAAAAAGAGAAAAAACCUUAUCCGAAUUAAAAUCUCAGAUUGUUUCACAGAAACAAAAGAAUGAAAGUAAUUUGGUUAUUCAACGAAUUGAACUAGAAGAGCUUCAAAAUAGAAAUCAAAAGAUUCUUAAGGACAUGGAACGACGUAUAAAGGACGCAGAAAAUCAGUUACAAGAAAAGGAGAGAGAAUUGGAGACAUGGAAAUUAAAUGCCGCUUCUGAAUCAGCUAAGUUGAAACAAAAGACCCAAGAAAUAAUAGGCCACUCGAUAGACUUCAAAACCACGAUUGAAAAAUCGAUUACUACUACAAAAGAGGAUAUUUUAAAAGCUCUACAGGAAAUAAAAGAAUUCAAGUCAAGUAAACAGCUUCAGAAAUGA